Messenger RNA from Leucoraja erinaceus (little skate), 15149 nucleotides. RefSeq names its product jade family PHD finger 2 (gene jade2). Gene Ontology annotation, cellular component: histone acetyltransferase complex. NCBI's taxonomy places the organism in Eukaryota, Metazoa, Chordata, Chondrichthyes, Rajiformes, Rajidae. Gene Ontology annotation, biological process: regulation of transcription by RNA polymerase II. The record is from RefSeq and is a predicted model, not a curated record. Bases 1003 to 3663 code for a protein of 886 amino acids. The transcript is spliced from 14 exons.
CUUUGCAAACGCCACUGGACAUUUUAAAUAAAUAAUUUAUUUCUUUAAAUAAAUUAAAAAAAACUGGCAGGCAGUGGCUGUGGAAGGUAACUGACAAGCGCUGUAAGAUAGAUGCACUACUGCGAAAUUAACACAAAAAAUGCCAAUUAAAUGAGUCGCGCGUCUAAAGCGCCCAGUGCACGCAGUCUCUCCCGUGCUUUGCAAUAAUAUUUAAGUAAAAGACGCCAGUUUUUGACGCAGGGAGAUCUUGUCUCUUUCAAGAGGCAAUUUUAAGUACGUCAUUAAUAUGGCGCCAAAAGAUUUUGAAGUAUGAGCUAUUUUGUUGCUAGGUCCCGUAGUGUUCGCCUGUGCCAACAGAAAUCGCCUUGUUUUUUCUGGAGGGACAUUUGCCCAAAGUGAGUCUCCCUCUUGCGAUCUGCCCGCCCGGGCUACUGGUUCAUUUUUCCUGCUCCAAAAAAAUUUAACACUCCCAAACCGGGAGAAGGGGGGGUGGGGGGGAGAUCGGACGGCAACAGCAACAGCAACAACAACAAAAAAAGACAAGGAGGGAAGAUUUUCUUCUUUUCAAAAAAAAAGAUGCAGUUUGCACACACACACACGAGAAAAUGAAGGAUCGGUGCGAGAGGAUAAGGAACGGAACCAGGACUGCAUUAAAGUGAUCUGGAAGAGAGAGAGGGGGGAAGAGAGAGAGAUUUAAAUGUAUUAACGUGCAUUGGAUCGAUGCGCGUUUCCACAUGAGCCGCGUUUAACAUACAUCAGGACCAUCGCAUUUCUGUUACAGCACCAUCAUCUCCGACCAUCGAGGAGAGUCACCGCAAAAAAAAAAAAACAAGCGGCUAGAUCCGAAGCUAACAAGCAAGCAAAACAAAAAAAAAAUCCAUGGUGUUUUGACAUCCGUGGACACGUCUAAUUAGCCGGAAAUGCUGUCAACAUUCGCAAUACGCGAUGUAGCUACUGGGCAAAUGACCUGGCUAAACAGACACGUACUUUGAAAAAGACCAGAUGAUCGUAUCACAAGGUCUCCGGAUGGAUAAUGAAAUAAUGAAACGGAGGAAAUUUUCCUUCAGCAGUGAAGACUCGGACACCACUGACAGUCACAUAACAUUAUGGUCUCCUGGUUCUAAAUCAGCAACUACAAAGCACCCUUGGGCGAGACAGGAAGAGAAGAAGCCUUCAGAGGUUUUCCGGACGGAUCUGAUCACUGCCAUGAAGCUGCCGGAAUCCUGCCAGCUUACUGCCGACGAGUACUACGUGCUGGCUGAUCCGUGGCGUCAGGAAUGGGAAAAGGGCGUUCAAGUUCCAGCAAACACCAGCUCCAUACCCGAACCAGUAGUGAGAGUUUCACCAGAGUUUGAGAAGACGCACCUGGCUCCCACUGAACAAAUGCUGGCGUCUCUGACUGGCUACGGGCCUUCUGAGUCUGGCCACUUGGACAUGAAGUUCUCCCCAAGAGGCAUGUGUCGCUAUGACUUGGAUGAGGUGGACGUGCACUGGUUGGAACUGGUCAAUGCGGAACUCCAGGAAGCAGGGUUGCUGGAAGUGAACGAGCUGAUGAUGGAGAAGAUCAUCGAGGAGCUGGAGAGCCAGUGCCAGGAGAACAUGAACCAGGCGAUCGCCACAGAGGAGGGCCUGGGGAUCGAAUACGACGAGGACGUGGUGUGCGACGUCUGCCGUUCCCCGGAGGGCGAGGACGGCAACGAGAUGGUCUUCUGUGACAAAUGCAACAUCUGUGUUCACCAGGCUUGCUAUGGAAUUCUGAAGGUGCCCCUUGGCAGUUGGCUGUGCCGCACAUGUGCCCUGGGCGUUCAGCCAAAGUGCUUGCUGUGUCCCAAGAGAGGAGGAGCGUUGAAACCGACACGCAGCGGCACAAAAUGGGUCCAUGUUAGCUGUGCCUUAUGGAUACCUGAAGUAAGUAUAGGCUGCCCUGAGAGGAUGGAGCCCAUUACCAAGGUGUCCCACAUCCCCGCAAGUCGAUGGGCAUUGGCUUGCAGCCUUUGUACUGAACGGACAGGAACAUGUAUUCAGUGCUCGAUGGCCUCGUGUAUAACAGCAUUCCACGUGACUUGUGCGUUUGACCGCAGUUUGGAAAUGAGGACUAUUCUGGUGCAGAAUGACGAGGUGAAGUUUAAGUCCUACUGCCUGGAGCACAGCAGCACUCCCACCAACUGCCCGUCCAGGCGUGAGAUCCCCGACGGGAUGGAUCAGAGCGAGCGGGACUUGGAGAAAGCCAAGCUGAGGAAGCAGAAGCUGCAGCAGCUGGAAGAGGAGUUCUACGAACUGGUGAAGCCGACAGACGUGGCGCAGGAGCUGCACGUGUCCGGCACGCUGGUCGACUUCUUCUACCAGUACUGGCGGCUCAAGAGGAAGUCCAAUUUCAACAAGCCACUGCUGGCCCCAAAAACCGACGAGGUGGACAACCUGGCCCAACAGGAGCAGGACAUCCUGUACCGGAGGCUGCGGCUCUUCACACACCUCCGCCAGGACCUGGAGAGGGUUAGGAAUCUUUGCUACAUGGUGACGCGGAGAGAGAAAAUGAAGCGGUCAGUCUCCAGGCUCCAGGAACAAAUAUUCCACCAUCAAACUAAACUGAUAGAAGAAAAUCUCUAUCGAGGAUAUUCCGGGAAAAAAAUCAAAGGCAAACUGAGUGAUCGGAAGGAGCGUGGGAAGAGCAGACCAAAGGGCAGCCAUGAGAGGAAAGGCAAGUUAACAAGUGAAUCGCGAUCCUUGCUCAAGCAGUUUGGUUUGUCGACUUCCAUUUCGUUCGACGGGGAUCUGUUGCAGAAUUGGCUGGCGCAGACGGUCCAGGCCAAGACGGAGAACCUCUUGAGCCACUGGUCGUUCCGCAGCGGCCCGGGGACUGACGAGGCGGAGAGCUACCCGUCGGGUAAACUGACUCAGGACGAGCCGUCGUUGGUGAGCAUCGGACCCGCGAUCCGUGGCGGGGAUCCCGAGCCACGCUCGGCCUUCCCGCCGGAGAAAGACUCCACCAGGCACCAAGCGGUGGAAGACGACAAGUCAAAGCCUUUUAACGACCGAGGAGGCACGGUCUACGCCAAGAACCAAUGCAAGAUGCCCCUGGACCAGCCGCGAGAUUGCACCUCUUGGCGUGCCAGCCCUGGCGAACGGGGCAUUUGCACAAACGGGCCCAGGGGGCCAGGCUCAAAGGCCAACGGCAGUCACAAAAGGCCCGGCGAGGUGCGGAAGAUCAGCAAAAAACAGGGGCCAUAUCAUUGCAGUGCCAAGACGGCCCUCGCCAACUCAUCGCCGGUGAGCAACUCCAGCGAAAUUGGCGAAACCUUGGAUUAUUUUGAAUCUGCUUUACCCAAGCCCAGUCCUUCGGUCAAAGUGCCUAAAACGUCGACCAACCCCAAAUCGUGGGUAACGUUCAAGAUUCCGAAGCAGGCGCGGGAGAGCGCGCGGAGGCCGCCGGGCCCGAGGCAGGCCGGGCACGCGGGGGACGGUUGUCAGGCGGUUGCCAGCCCGGAGACAGGCGGGAAGCCCAAAGAGGCCAGGCCGCCGUUGGACGGCGAGGCCGACGGCUACUUCUCCGACGCCGAGAUGAGCGACUCGGACACUGAAUCGUUGGCCCAGCGGUCGCAGCGGCUGCAGCGGCUCAGCUCGGAGAGCAUGGCCGUUCACCGCAGGAGCAUCCUGGCCUCCUAGAUCACCCACACCAGACCCAGCCGGGUACACGAUGGUCAGACGCCGCUAACCUCCCCGCCCCGCCCCGCUCCUCGCAACUCUUGCACUCAUUUCUGUCGCCACUCUGACCGGCCCAGCCUGACUGGUUUGGAAAUGUAUCGUGGCCACCGAGUCACGGGAACGCCUUUCCUGCUACUCUCCACACCCUGGUAUUCAGUUCCCGUUGACUGCAAACUAUAGAUGCUGGUUUAAAUCGAAGAUAGACACAAAAUGCCGGAGUAACUCGGCGGGACAGGCAGCGUCUCUGGGGAGAAGGAAUGAUCUGAAGAAGGGGCUCGGCCCGAAACGUCGCCCAGAGAUGCUGCCAGACCGGCUGGGUUACUCCAGCAAUUUGUAUCUAUUCCCCUUGACUUCAAUGCAGCUGAAUAUCGAGGAGAGUGUACGGCCAGCCGAUCAGACUGAGUUCUCCCACCCCUCCCUUCCCGCUGUCUUUGCCCGACCGAUUCAAGCCCAGUAUACCUGUGUGUAAUGGACCUUUAACAGGUCUCUCUCAUAAACGGGAUCACAAGUGACUCGACUUCUAAUAAACCAGGAGAAAAUUGUCUUGGUUGCGUCGGAAGGAACUGCAGAAGCUGGUUUAAUCCGAAGAUGGACAAACAUAAAGCUGGAGUAACUCGGCGGGCCAGGCAGCAUCUCCGUAGAAAAGGAAACUGACGUUUCAGGUAGAAACACUUCCCCAGUCUGAAGAAAGGUCUCGACCCGAAAUGUCACCUAUUCCUUUUGAUGGUGAUGAUGCCUGACCCGCUGAGCUACUCCAGCGUUUAGUGUCUAUCUUGGGCAGUCAUGGUUACCAAUUGUAAUACAUGGUGUGUAGAUUAUGCCCUGAUGAUCCGAUUCAAGUUGCCAGAGAGUUCGUCAGGUGAUUCCUUUUGUCUUCUGGUUUGAGGUCGUGAUCUUCUGCUCCCCUCCUCCCGUGCCCUCCCGUCGCUGUGGGAGGGAGUCAGCGUAACAAGACAGCCUUAAUUGCCGAGCGGUGGUGGAGGGGAAUGCACACUAUGUAUUACCAAGCCGAAUGGUCGAAAGUAGGUUUAAAGCAGUGAUCUUUGAAAGAGAUAUUCCGGUCAUUCAUCAAGCCAUCAGUCUUGUAGUUCCAGGCAUUAUAUCUCACCACCCAGCUCCACCGUCCCACACGUCGACUGAGUUGAGCGUGGCUUUGAAACUAAGAGCGUCCACAAGGAUGUAAGGGGCUGAAUAAUCACUGCGUUUCACCGCUUGCGGCCAUUAAUUGGCUCUGAUCUAUCGGGGUGGAAGGGUAAAGCUGCCUGUGACAUGUGUUGGCAGUCUGAUGAGAAAAACUGUGCAGGUAUGAUCUUAAACCGAAGACUCCCCCAUUUUACGACUGAUAACAUUAAGCCCAGUGAGCGAGAGAAGUUGGUAUUUUUUCGUUUUUAUUUUUUCUUUGCGUGUGGAUUUUAUCUUGUAUUAGAAAUAAAGCACAAAAUGCACUUUUUUAGAGAAGUCUGGCAUGCUGAUGAAAUUGCUGGCUUCAGAGGCCAUAUGAGAGUUGCCAAGCAAAAGGGGAAUUUCUUGUACUCUAUCGAAACGUACAGAGGUAGCCAGAAGAUAGAAAGGAAAUGUCAACAGUGUCUACAAUAGUGUAGGAAGGAACUGCAGAUGCGAGGCUAAACCGAAGAUAGACACAAAAAGCUGGAGUGACAUAGAAAAUAGGUGCAGGAGUCUGCACCGCCAUUCAAUAUGAUCAUGGCUGAUCAUCCACUCAGUAUCCUGUACCUGCCUUCUCUCCAUACCCCCUGAUCCCUUUAGCCACAAGGGCCACAUCUAACUCCCUCUUAAAUAUAGCCAAUUAACUGGCCUCAACUACCUUCUGUGGCAGAGAAUUCCAGAGAUUGUGGAACGCAGCAGGUCAGGCAGCAUCUCUGGUGAAAAGGAAUAGGUGGCGUUUCGGGUCGAGACCCUUCUUCAGACUGAACCCGAAACGUCACCUAUUCUCUCCAGAUAUGGCUGUCUGACCCACUGAGUUACUCCAGCUUUUUGUGUCUGUCUAUAAUAGUGCAUACUGGAGUGUCGUAAGCAGUAACAAUAUUGUUAUAUACUGUAGGUGUGUUAUACACAGUCUCACACUGUUUGAUGGUUAGACUGUAUUAUACAGUGUAGUAUGGUACAAUAAUUCUAAGUGUUAUAUCCAGGAGCACAAGUAUAGGUAUUACAAUACAAUACAAUACAAUACAAUACAAUACCAUUUAUUGUCAUUUGAACCUCAAGUGAAGUUCAAACGAAAUGUUGUUUCUGCAGUCAUGCAACAAGAAAAAAAAACAAUUUUACAAGACACACAACCAACCCAAUUCACACAAACAUCCAUCACAGUGAAUCUCCUGCUCACUGUGAUGGAAGGCAAAGUCUUGUCUCUCCCCUGCUCUCCAUCCUCUCCCGAUUGUUAAAGCCCCCGGCGGGCGAUGGCAAGUCCCGCGGCCGUUGAGUUGUGCCAUAGUAUAUGGAGGUUAAUGUGUCGAAAAUUGUCCACCCUUUUAACAAGCAGGCUACAGUUACUAUUUAGUUUAUUGUCACGUGUCACUGCUUGGCUAAAGGACUUUGCAUUCGCUAAAUAAAUUGUCACGUGUACCAAGGUACAGAGAAAAGCUUUUGUUGCGUGCUACCCAGUCAGCCAAAAGACAAUGCAUGAUUACUAUCGCGGCAUAUACAGCGUAUGGAUACGAUAAGGGAGUAACGUUUAGUGUGCAAGGUAAAGCCAGCAAACUCCGAUCAAGGAUAGUCCAAUGAGGUAGAUAGUAGCUCCUCACUGCUCACUGGUUGUGGUAGGAUGGUUCAGUUGCCUGAUAACAGCUGGGAAGAAACUGUCCCUGAAUCUGAACGUAAGCGUUUUCACACUUCUGUACCUUUUGCCCGAUGGGAGAGGGGACGAGGGGGAGUGGCCAGGGUGCGACACAUCCUUGAUUAUGCUGUGCUGGCCUUGCUGAAACAGAGCGAGGUAUGUUAAAACAGCCAUUAAAAUGGGAGAGAGAAUCGAGAGAAAGUUGUAAGAGCACCUACAAAGCGAUAUCCAAUGCACAGUUUCAAGCCCGUAUAUGACUAUACACAGCAAUACACAAUAUCUCCAGGACUGUACACACAGAAUGGUUAACUCUGCCCGCCAGCAUGGAUUGGAUUGAUAAUUUAGUUGAUAUAUUGAUAUAUCGGUGAGGCCUAGCGCAGGCGGAGCCAUCGCUUCGCUGAAAACCUCCGCUCAGUCCUCCUCAGUCUCCGUGAACUCCCAGUUGCCAAACACUUUAACUCCCCCUCCCAUUCCCACACUGACCUUUCUGUCCUGGGCCUCCUCCACUGUGAUAGAGUGAGGUCCAACACAAAUUGGAGGAACAGCACCUGAUAUCUCGCUAACUUCCUCCCCCCCCCCCAUCCUAGUUCUCCGACUAGUUUCAUAGUCCUCCUGAUUAAAUAUUACUGAUUGUACGCCUCAAUGUCAUCUUCCCCUCAGCUAACAAUCAACCAGUCUACAUAUUCAUUGAUCAUCGGCCCCUUUGAUCUGUCAUUUACACACCUUACCCUUCCAUAGCUCGAUGUCUCCCUCUCCCCUGACUCUUAGUCUGAAGAAGGGUCUUGACCCGAAGCGUCACCCAUUCCUUCUCUCCAGAGAUGCUGCCUGUCCCGCUGAGUUACUCCAGCAUUUUGUGUCUAUCUUUGGUAGUUGUUAAUCCAAGUGUAGGGGAUUCUUUCCUUUAACCAGCCAAGUUUGUAUUCAAAAAGCCUCACAUAAAUGUGUCCAUUGUAGCUCAUGUUUAAUUAAAGCCACAUUGAUCUUUGCAUGAUCACGUUCUGAUUAUUGAUACCCCCUCCCCCCGCCCACAAUUUCCCCAGUCCAUGCCUGCUGCUGUAUUUGCUGGGAAACUACACGAGGUGCUCACCUUGACUCGACUGACAAACUCAACACUUCCAGUAAAGUACCUGGCAACACAAUGAUGCAGCUAGUAGAGCCACUGCCUCACAGCGCCGGAGGCCCGGGUUUGAUCCCGAUCUCGGGUGCUGUCAGUGUGGAGUUUGCACGUGUCCCCCCGCGCCCGCGACCUCCGGGCGCUCCGCUCUCCUCCCGCAUCCCAGAGACGUGCGGGUUCGUAGAUCAAUUGGCCUCUGCACAUUGCCCCGAGUGUGCAGGGAGUGGAUGCAAUAGUGGGAUAACAUACAACUAGUUUGAACGGACAGUCGGCGUGGACUCGGUGGGCCGAAGGGCCUGUUUCCAUGCUGUAUCUCUGAACUGAACAAAGAGGGACCCUGUGAAGACCUUGGGGGAUUGUUACUGCUAUUCAGAAAUAGGGCUCUGUGCAUUGUGCACCCAAUGUCCAGUUGAAACAUGUGAUGAACCAUCGCAAAUUAUAAGAAAAAAAACUGUUAUAAAUGUCUCUGUGCAGCCGGUGAUGGCGAUGCAUGUUUUCCCGAAAAAUUAAAAUCCAAAUAUCAUCACUCCAAAUAUUAGAAAGGCAGCUAUAAAUAUUCAUAAUGUCAUGUUAUAGGAGCAGAAUUAGGUAAUUUGAUCCAUCGUCUACUUCGCCAUUUGUUCAUGUCUGAUCUAUCUUUUUCUCUCUAAGUUAUUCUCCUGCCUUUCCCCUGACACCCGUGCUAAUCAACAAUCUAUCUCUGCCUUCUGACUUGGCCUCCGUGGCCUUCUUUGGCAAAGAAUUCCACAACCUCUGACUAAAGAAAUUCCUCCUCAUCUCCUUCCUAAAGGAACGCUUUUAAUUCUGAGGUAUGACCUCUGGUCCUUGACUCUCCCACAAGUGGAUACAUCCUCUCCACAUCCACUCUAUUCCAGACCUUUCAUUAUUCGGUAAUUUGCAAUAAGGUCCCCCCCCCAACCCCUCAUUCUUCUGAUCACAAACUUUCUCAGCUGCCAAUGAGUGGACCAUCACAAUGUUGAUUGUUGGCAGCAAGUGGCGUAGGGCAGCCUGUACACCUCGGCUGAUAGCGUCCAGCUUUACCUCUACCCUCUGUCCACCAUCUCCUCUCACCCCGACUUUAACUCCGUUGAAUUGGGAGGCAAGAAUGUCAAGUCUCCACUGUUGUCAUUGACAUCAAUCUUCUCCAUGACGCUUUGUGCAACCUCAAUUACUCUGUGGGUUCAUAGAAUCGCACGGCACAGAAACAGGGUCUUCGGCCCAACUCGUGUUGUCCAAUAUCCUUCCUAACCAUGUACCAGUCCAAUGUAAUCCUCAGUCACAGAGUCAGAGUGUGCCCACACCGAUCAACUUGCCCCAUCGACACUGGUCCCACCUACAUGUGUUUGGCCCAUAUCCCUCCAAACCUUUCCUAUCCAUGUACCUGUCCAAAUAGAGCCUGUGUAUGGUCGGUAUAGACUCAGUGGGCCGAAGGGCCUGUUCCCCCACAGCUUCUUUAAGCUAAACUCUUGCCUUUAUCGUCAUUUUACCGCACUUUAAAGAGGUUAUGGUUUUCACAUUAAAGAUAGAUUUUAUUAAAGUUGCUUUUCUGUUCAUAAUUUUGACUGUUCUAACCCUUGAUCUUUCUAUCAUCACCGAAUACAUUGUAAAAAUAUUCCAGCGGUUUAUCAUCAGACCAGAUAGAAAACGACUCACAUUUUAUUACGAGCUGUAUUGCUUUUUGCAGCUGUUAAUGUUCACUUGAAAAACAAAUUAGGUACAAAAUGUGAAAAUCUGGGCUUUCAUUUGUUUUAAAAACAUGUUAAUUGAGGGAUAUUGUCGUAAUAAAGUGGCCUAACUGCUCCCUCUAUUUUCUUGGAAAACAUGCCUUGCUCAGAAGGCUUAUUUGGCAAGACUUUCUUUAGUAACAAUAGGAAGUCCUGACAAAAAGAGUUUCCUGUACAUCAGGAACUUUUUGAAACUCACGGGACUUGCAUUAAUCCAAAGCUCUGGCACCUCUGGUUGAUGGGAACCUACUCUGACUGAGCUCAAAUGUACAUGUGUCGUUUCCUGCGAUCUUUAGUUCCAGCAACCACGUUAAACUGGCCACACCGUCGAAACAUGAGUAUUGUAAAAAAAAAAUCAUGUUUUCACUGACUAAUACAUCAAAGGAUUCCUUUUACAUGCGUGAAAUAAAAUUGGCCCUAAGUACAUUUUAUCGUGCUGGAUCUCGUUCACUCAGGGUGACGCAGCAUAGAGUUACUGCCUCGCAGCGGCAGCGACCCGGGUUCGAUCCUGACCACGGGUGCUGUCUGCACGGUGUUUGUAUGUUCUCCCUGUGUGAGUUAUCCCCGGGUAGGUUUCCUCUGGGUGCUCCGGUUUCCUCCCACACUCCAAAGACGUGCAGGUUUGUUGGUCAAUUGCCUUUGGUAAAAUUGUAAAUUAUUGCUAGUGUGUGUGUGUAGGAUAGUGCUAGUGUACGGGGUGAUCGCUAGUCGGCGCGGACUCGGUGGGCCAAAGGGCCUGUUUCUGCGCUGUAUCUCUAAAGUUUAACGUCUAAACUCAGAGAGUCAUAGAAACAUAGAAAAUAGGUGCAGGAGUAGGCCAUUCGGCCCUUCGAGCCUGCACCGCCAUUCAAUAUGAUCAUGGCUGAUCAUCCAACUCAGUAUCCUGUACCUGCCUUCUCUCCAUACCCCCUGAUCCCUUUAGCCACAAGGCCCACAUCUAACUCCCUCUUAAAUAUAGUCAAUGACCUGGCCUCAACUACCUUCUGUGGCAGAGAAUUCCAGAGAUUCACCACUCUUUGUGUGAAAAAUGUUUUCCUCAUCUCGGUCCUAAAAGAUUUCCCCCUUAUCCUUAAACUGUGACCCCUUGUUCUUGACUUCCCCAACAUUGGGAACAAUCUUCCUGCAUCUAGCCUGUCCAACCCCUUAAGAAUUUUGUAAGUUUCUAUAAAAUCCCCCCUCAAUGAUCUAAAAUCUAACGAGUACAAACCGAGUCUAUCCAGUCUUUCUUCAUAUGAAAGUCCUUACAUCCCAGGAAUCAGUACAAUUCUCUGUACUGCCUCUAUGGCAAGAAUGUCCUUCCUCAGAUUAGGAGACCAAAACUGUACGCAAUACUCCAGGUGUAUUCUCACCAAGACCCUGUACAACUGCAGUAGAACCUCCCUGCUCCUAUACUCAAAUCAGGCAGUAUCUCGACAAUGGAGAGGGUUGGGACCUUUCGUCCUUCUGAAGAAGGGUCCUUUUGUCCAUUCUCUCCAUAGACGUUGCCUGACCAACCGAAUUUCUGCAGCACUUUGUGUUCUGCUCAGGUUUCCCACAGCCGCAGUUCCUCGUAUCACAAAAUAAAUGGAAGUCACAGUAGGUAUAUAGAAUCCUGCAGGAAUUGGCCUGAGUUCAUUGCAUGAGUAGUUAAACCAAUAUCAAUGUCUGUCCCCAUUUAACACAACUGUCUGGUGGUAAUAUCCUCCACUGUGUGCAUUUCAUGAGCUUUUGAAAGGAAUACAUGGUAAUUUUAUUUUACGAGAUAAUACACAGUAUGCAUCCUCUUCUCUUGGGCCUGGCUUUCAGUUUGGCUUGAGUCUGCCAAUACAUGCCACUUGUAGUUUAGUUUAGAUACAGCAUGGAAACAGGCCCUUCAGCCCACCGAGUCCGCACCGACCAGUGAUCCCUGCAUAUUAACACUACCUGACACACUCUAGGGACAGUUUUACAUUUAUAUCAAUCAACCUACAAGCCUGUACGUCUUUGGCAUGUGGGAAGAAACCGAAGAUCUCAGAGAAAGCCCACGCAAGGUCACGGUGAGAACGUGCAAACUCCAUACAGACAGCACCCAUAGUCAGGAUCGAGCCUGGGUCUCUGGCGCUGUAAAGCAAUAGCUCUACCGCUGCGUCACCGUGCCGCCCACUCUGUUCUGUGACGGACGGGGCGAAAAUGAGGGAACGAGGCUUGAAUAAAGCUGUCACUGCCUUUCAAAAUGGCUGAAAUGUUGAAUAAUAAAGAGCCUGUCCCACGAGCAUGCGACCUUCAUGCGGCAAGCGCAACCAAACCGGAAGCGGGGGCCACGCCGAGGUCGAGUGAGUGACGUGAAGCUCGAGCGAAGUUCGCAGGAAGUUCGCGCGUGACGUACAGCGUCGAGACGCUGCGCGCGCCCGUCGAGGCGGCUGCGGGCCGGCAGGCCUUUGCUGCGCGGAAUUUUUGAACACGGUCAGUUUUUCGGAGCUCCGCGCGAUGUCGGGAUCAGCUCCGCACAACUCCAUACGGCACCGGCGAUGGAAGUGGGACCGGCCCCGCGAGGCCAUACGGCUCAAGCGACCACGUUAGGUCGCGCUUGCUGCAAGAAGUCGCAUGCUCGUGGGACAGGCCCUUUACUCUUCACUUUUAGAAUUGCAGCUUCUUUCUGGCUUUUCCACGUGUCAAUAGGGACUCCAUUUUCCCAAUCCUCACCCUCCUCUGUUUACUAACCAAGGCAUCAGAUGAACGAGAAGCCCUUUCACCGUGACCAUUCAGACCUUUGUGUUUUCCAUCAGUCUAGCCUCCCUGGGUGACUUUGGGAAAUUCCCUGGUCUCACUUUCCAGCCCCGAGUAAGAAUUUCAUUGUUCAGUUUCAGUACAGAUGACAGUGAAACACUCUCGACUCACCUGGCCUCCCCACGCAUAUUGAUGCCAGCGGAAAAUCAACAUCAUGACAGAGCUACAAGGAACUGCAGAUGCUGGCAUCUUGGGCAAAACAUAAAGUGCUGGAGGAACUUAGUAGGUCAGGCAGCAUCCGUGGAGGGAAAGCAUGGACGGGCAACGUUUCAGGUCGGGACCCUUCUUCAGACGUCUUGAAUGUGAAGAAGAGGCCUGGCCCGAAACAUCACUUGUCCAUUCCCUCAACCAAUGCUGGCUGACCCGCUGAGUUCCUCCGGCACUUUGUGUUUUGCUCAAGACUAUGAUUCCUGAUAUUCUCUGACUCUGAGCCAGUCUUGUUCACUGCCACCUUUGAAACUCUUUACCCCGCUUCCCGAUUGACUCUUCCAGCCCCCGACAUUGAAAACUGUCUCUGGAGACCAUGUGAAUACGUACUUUAAACUAAAAGAGGAGAGAAAGCUGGGCGACUGUUUUCUGGAACGAUCAGAUGUAAUUUACAAGCCCGUGAGACACAAGUUUUCUAGUGUUUAAUUGUCGACAUUGACACAUGACAGACUCAUGGUCGUUAUAACAGUUCUUUUCACCCACAAACCCCUGCAGCAAGAAUAAGUCAGCUUCAAUGUGGAUGCAUUAAAUGAUGCUUUUUGUCUUAGUUUUUAUUUCUGACUUGGCAUUGAACAUGGUUUGCAUUUAAUUCCCAUUUGUCACGUUCUGUUUUCUCAGCUGUUUAAUAUUUCUCAUUAAAAUUUUAUUUGAUGUAAUUACUGAUAAGCUGAUAAGUCAUAGGAGCAGAAUUAGGCCAUUCGGCCCAUCAAGUCUACUCCACCAUACAAUCAUGGCUGAUCUAUCUUUCCAUCUCAACCCCAUUCUCCUGCCUUCUCCCCUGAACCCCUGACGCCCGUACUAAUCAAGAAUGUAUUUGGAGUUGAGCUUGGACUGAGGUCCAUUUGUUACCUGUGAGAGCCCAUGUGGAAUUACCUAAGGGUUGCCUUGAACAUGGUGGUUGAGGCAGAUAUGAUAGUGGGAGUGAAGCUUUUAGAUAGGUACAUGGAUAUGCAGGGAUAGAGGGAUAUGGAUCACAUGCAGGCAGAGGAAAUUCACUUAACUAGGCAUUGUGUCUGGCAUGCAUCUUAUGGGCCGAAGGGCCUGUUCCUGUGCUCUACUGUUCUAUGUUAAUCUCAACUGGAUAUGCACAAAGGAAAACGGAACUCAAUUGUGCGAUUAUUUUGACGAGUCCUAUUUUCUUCCUGGAUUUGAUACAGUCAAAGUGAGAAAUACAUGUUCAGAAACGUGAUUCUAAAUUGUUCUAAAACACAAGUUUGUUAUGGGAUCAUAAUUUAUAAAUAACAUUGUUUUGCCCAGGCACCUGUAAACGUGUUUUCCUGCAACCUGCUUAACUCAUCCUGAUAAGUUCACAAGUCAUCGGAGCAGAAAUAGGCCAUCCAGCCCAUCGAGCCUACUCCAGCAUUCAAUCAUGGCUGGUCUACCUGUCCCUCUGAUAACCAAUUCUCCUUCCUUCUCCCCGCCACCUUUGCACUCGUACAAACCAAGAACCUAUCCAUCCCCGUUUUAAAGAUACCCAAUGACUUGGCCUCCACAACCAUCUGUGGCAAUGAAGUCCACAGAUACACCACCCUCUGGCUAAAGAAAUUCCUCCUCAUCUCCAGUCCGCGGGUGCUGCAGUUGGAUUUUCCCGUGGGCUCUCCUGUAAUGACGUGACUAUCCUGUGUUCACGUACCACGGGCAGCUCAGACGUGUGGGCUCUUUGCUGGAGGCAGCGAGAGGAAGUAUUCUUGUUAAAUAAAGCCAGCGGCAGGAUGAAGAAGUAAGUUAAGGAAUCAGGUUUUGGUUCGAGUGGGGUGGAAAAGAAAAGUUUAGUUUAUUACUGUCAUGUGUACUGAGGUACAGGGAAAAGCUUUUAUUUGCCUGGGAGAGCAGAAUCUGAACAGUAAUCUAAUUGAGCAGUUCAGAUAGUGUGUCUGUAUGUGCGCCUGUGUGUGUGUGUGUGUGUGUAUACCUGCACAGUGACAGUCAUCCAUGUGCGUUUACAGACUGGAAUCUAAUUCAAGGAUUCCUGAGGUAUUUAGUUUGUGAAGAUAACCAAUAUCUAGUUCAUCCCAGUCUCAAAUGUGUAUUUAGCAACAAACAACUCUGUGUAGGAAAUAACUGCAGAUGCUGGUUUAAAUCAAAGGUGGACACAAAAUGCUGCAGGAACUCUGAGGGACAGGCAGCAUCUCUGGAGGGAAGGCAUGGGUGACGUUUCAGGUCGAGGCCCUUCUUCAGACUGAUCAUUCCUCAAGUUCAGAAAGAUUCUUCAGUCUGAAGAAGGGUCUGUACCCGAAACGUCACCCAUCCGUUCUCUCCAGCGAUGCUGCCUGUCCCGCUGAGUUACUCUAGCAUAUUGUGUCCACCAACAAACAACUCUCACCUAACUCAGGAUAGAUUUUAGCCUUCACGUUGGGUCCCAGUUGUUACUUGUCAUUGGUUUAUACUGUUAUAUUUUUGGGUUGAAUUUGGGUUGUGAGAUUUAUUUUUGAACCGGCCUUUCUCAAUACAGACACUCUGUGCUAGAGUACUAUGUGUUACUGAUCGUCAAUGCAUUUCUAUUGAGGAAUUACCUCGAACAACCAAGUUCCAAGACCAAUUUAAUAAACAUGAAAGGAGAGGCUACAAAAGAGUUUAAUCAAGAAAGUAGUGUCUCUAUGGUAACAUUUCCCAGUUCCAGAUUGCACAGACUAGUUUACAAGAUCAUUGAUUUGGAGCCUAAUGAAUGGUCAACUCAAUCCAAACAAACAUAGGCCACAGUGAAAUGCUUUGUUUUUGCGUGCGACCCGGUAACAUCACACGGCAGACUCCACCUAGGCAGUACGCAAAGAGUCGCCACGUUUCUGGCGUUGACAAAUUUACAGGGAGUUCAUCGAACAGUCCUAUCUUCUGCUCGUAGUGGCAAACCGGGGUCUGUAGUUGCACA